This is a messenger RNA of Mugil cephalus (flathead mullet), 6499 nucleotides long. Its product is annotated as RNA-binding protein MEX3B-like. The record is from RefSeq and is a predicted model, not a curated record. NCBI's taxonomy places the organism in Eukaryota, Metazoa, Chordata, Actinopteri, Mugiliformes, Mugilidae. Bases 837 to 2933 code for a protein of 698 amino acids. Gene Ontology annotation, molecular function: RNA binding. The transcript has 5 exons.
ACCCAACCCAUUUUUUAACUGUGUGCCAACUUUGAUUACUCAAGUAGAGUGAUUCAGACUUUUGUGAUAGAAGCUUCAGAGUCGUGUCUUUCAGAAGAAACAGAAAAAAAAAUAAUAAAAUAAAUGUAUUUGGGUAUGGACAGUUUACAUUGAUGAACAACAAUAUGGGAAAAUAUGGUUGUAAAUAUACCGGAUUGUAGCAGAGCUGCUAAUUUGCCUCUACAGUCCUUAGGAUCAUGCAUAAGCUCCAAAAUAUUCAUGAACAAUAUUCAAUUUACUUUGGCUAUUUCCUAAAUAGGCGUUUGUUGUUGUUGUUGUUUUGUUUUGUUUUUGUUAAAAGGCUGAAAUUAUAAGAGGUGAAAACAUUGCACUAAUUCCAAAACUGUGAAGACUAGUCUUUUGUGGUGUUAUUGUAGUUUUGUGGUUUUAUGUAUGAUUGUGUUAUAUAAGUGGUACCUUUCCUCGAGAGCAUGUUCAAUUGUUGUCGGUGCAUCUGUAACCUGUUUAUCAUGUUUUUUUUUUUUUUAAUAAAUAUUUCCAUGAAUAAAGUUUAAAAAAAAAAAAAAAAAAGUCCUCCAUUUCUAUGAAUCAUGUUGUCAAGACGCGGCUGGUCCCACAACAAAGUAUCGCGUGAACCAGCGCCGCGAGAUUACAGCAUAGGGAGGGCUGCCUGCCUGCAUGGAGAGCUGGAAAAGACAAAACAAAAGCCACACAUUUGAACUCACAGGCGCUGGUCGCUUUUUAGCUUUUGUAAAACCAAAACAAAUUUAAUUCAUUAUCAAUAUAGGUAUUUUUUCUCCUUUUGUUUGACGGCAAUAUUCUCAAAGUCUUGCAUCAUGCCGAGCAGCACGUCUUUGCUGGAGGCCGAAGAGGGAGAGUCCGAGGUCCCGCCGCCGCUAGUGCACGCUUUCGCCGGUAUGGGCCUUGAGGAGCACCACGGCACCCAGAGACGGACCCCAGAACAAGCGGACGAGACCCCGUCCUUUCCCCACCACCACCACCACCACCACCACCACCAGCUCUCCUCGGUUUCUCAUUUCAACCUCCUCGGUACGGUACUCGACUUGAAGCCCCUGCCGCUACACCGACCGCCCUCCGGAGAUGAAAGUAACAAAGCGGCAGCUCUCGAGGACGACGAGACAGAAGUUGGAGCCGUGGACCCCUCGUUGCUAGCUCAGGCCCAUCGCCACCAACACCCCUCGUCGGGGCCGGGGAGCUGCGUGAUGCCGUCCGGUAUGGAGCCGGUGCCGGUGUACAGCGGGGACGAGCUGGACGAAACCGGAGUCGGCGGUGGUGGCGGCGGCGGCGGCAGCGGCUCCUUACCGCCGGCUAGCAGCAUGGCCAUGCUACCUCCCGGUGUGUACGGGGAGCCGGGCUACGAGGCCGAGCCGUCGCUGCUGACUCGGAGAAAGAGCGUAAACACGACCGAGUGUGUGGCCGUGCCGAGCUCCGAGCACGUCGCGGAGAUCGUGGGCAGGCAGGGCUGUAAGAUUAAGGCACUCCGGGCCAAGACCAACACCUACAUUAAAACGCCGGUGAGGGGCGAGCAGCCGGUCUUUGUUGUGACGGGGCGCAAGGAAGAUGUGGCCAUGGCGAAGAGGGAGAUCCUGUCGGCAGCUGAACAUUUCUCCCUCAUCAGAGCUUCUCGAAACAAGACGGGCCCUGUGCCUGCUGCGACCGGCGUAGGGGCCCCUGCCCUGCCCGGACAGACAACCAUUCAGGUGCGGGUACCGUAUCGUGUUGUUGGGUUGGUCGUGGGUCCCAAAGGGGCAACCAUCAAACGCAUUCAGCAACAGACGCACACCUACAUUGUGACGCCGAGUCGCGACAAAGAGCCCGUGUUCGAGGUCACCGGGAUGCCGGAGAACGUGGACCGGGCGAGGGAGGAGAUCGAGGCGCACAUCGCCCUCCGCACCGGGACCUGCGGGGGCAUCGAGGUUCCAGGCGUGGACAACAACGACUUCCAGUUCAACGGGACGGACGUCAGCUUCGAGGCCUCCGCGGGGCCCGCCGGGUUGGGGGAGGCCGGUUGGCUCCACGCAGGGACCUCAUCGCCAGCUGGCGGCAGCAUGCUGCCGGGGAACGUCAACGGUACUCAGCGAGUCAAUAGCAAUAUUAGCAGCGGCGUCAAGAUGUCUUCCACCUACCGCAACGACAGCUCCAGUUCUCUGGGCAGCGGCUCCAGCUCGGCCGAUUCUUUCUACGGCGGCGGGAACGGCAAUCGAAUGUCAGAUUUCAGCCCGAACUGUCCAUAUAAUGCCAACGCUAACAACAACAACAACAGCGGCGGCGGCGGCGGCGGCGGCGGUGGCGGCAGUACGAGUUUCUGGUUCGGGGAGAGUCUCCUUCCCGUUGGGUCUGAGGAGCUGGUCGGCCUGGGGGGCGGAGGCUCCUCCUCAGGAUUUGACCCAUUAACCAUUUCCACUGCCCACGCCUCACACCCUCCUCCUGCACAGCCACACAUCUGGAGCGCCUUCGUGGACCACCAGCCCCCCCAGGCGUUCGAUGCUCUCCAGUCUCAGACCAGUCAGCCUGGGACGCCCCGGCUUUCUCCAACCUUCCCGGUGAUCGAAGCCUUGGAGCACCCUCAGGCCCAGCGGGUUCUCCGCGGUCCUUUCGGCUCGGCCGGGACCCUCGACGCCCAGAGGUUCCCCUCGUACAGCUCGGCCUUCUCCUCCUCCGGAGAAAGCACCGCCUCCUCGUCCUCUCCUCCCGAAUCCUCCCUCUCCUAUCGCCCGGGGCUCGGAUCAGUGGGAAGAGGGCAGGAGAUAUGCAUCAACUGUAUGGAUAACCAGGUGAUCGCCGCCUUGGUUCCUUGCGGCCAUAACCUCUUCUGUCUAGAUUGUGCCACCCAGAUAUGCCAGGGUCCAAAAGCUGCGUGCCCCGUGUGCCUGUCCCCAGCCACGCAGGCCAUUCAGCUCCGCAAUAUGUGAUUUUAAUCUGUCCACCUUGACGGCGAUCUCGAUCACCUUGACGAGGGAUCAGCCUCCCCGACACUCGUAACCCGCGUGGGGGGAACUUACAAAACUGACCCCGAAUAAGCGUCUAGGUUUUUCUUCACCACUCCGGCACUGUUGAAGCCGGUGUUUGGUCGAUAUGUGAGUAGGCGAAUUAGGAAUGAUCUUUAAUUAGGGCAUGGGUUAGGGUUGUUCAGCCACGUGCCUGUAUUGUGAAGUCUUCUUCCUUCAUUGAUUGAUCAACGGGAGGGUCACAAGCCCUCCAUGUAGCAUUGGGUGGGUCGGGAUAUACAUAUAUAUACAUAUACCUUUGUAUAUAUAGGAUUUCUGAUUUACAUUUUCUUUUCUCCUUUAUCCUUUUAGUAAUUGUUUUCUGCCUAUCUAUACAUUUAAUUUCUUCUAAAUCUAUAUUGAAUGCUAUUAGAAACAUAACAUUGACUUUCGGGCCAAAGUCAAGGUUUUUUUUUUUUUAAUUUUGGUCUACAUCUCAAAAAUUUAUUUUUCCUUCUUUCUUUUCUUUUUUUUCUUUUUUUAAAUUUGCUGCUACAGAUUUUAUGUGACGAACUAUGGUCCAGCCCUUUUGUGCUCGUGUCAGGAAACACAGAGUCGUAUACUACAAAAUUCAGAUGCUGCAGUGAACCCGAUACGCUACACCCUCCUCUCAGACUCCACCUUCUUAUGUCACAUAAUUUGAGAAAACAUUAAUAGGAUCGUUUAAAAAAAAAAAAGGAUGUUUACAUUCUGCAGAUCGUAAAUCCGACUCUUUGAGCAUCGCCGAUUGAUCCGCAUGCAAAACGCACCCACCCAGGCUUUUUAAAACCCCACUGGGUCCAACCUUCAACUGCAAAGUUGUCACACUCCAGUGUCAGCCUCUUGUCGUCUCAGGGUUCUUUCUUUCCCAGAAUAGAACCAACAAGUGGGUAACUCCUUUGUUUUGUUUUGUUUUUUUUGUAGAGUACUGGGAUGUUACACCACUUUUCGUAUCGCCACGUAGCUUUCCAUUUAUACCUAAAAAAAAAAAAAAAAAAAAAACUGUUUACGCUAAACUUGUGCCUGAUUCCGUUCCGAGUAAACAAAAGAAACAACCGGUUCAGCGGACACAACACAGUGUUGCUCUGUCUUCAGACUUGUGGCCUUUUUGGAAAGCCUAUAAUUAACUCACAACACUAUCUACAAAGAUCCUGGGCUCAAAAGAACACAAGCCGACAGACCGAAGUCUUAAUGUAUUUUUUUUUUUUUUUGUUUAAUCUCUUAAAUACAUCUUGGUGGAACCAAGGUUUUAUCAUAGGGAUGCUUUCUUUUGCUUACUAAUUUGAUUUCUGAAGUAUGUAGUAUUGCUUCAUCCUUUCAGCACCAAACACUCUCGUUUUAGUUGUGUCUUCACAGUUUUCCCCUCUUUUAUUUUCUUAAGUUGCCUCUUAGUUUGUAUGUUGGUGACAUUGUUUUGUGGGAAACCAUGUGCCAGAUUUCAGGCAGAAAGAUAUGCACAGCUCGUACCUUUGGCAACAUUCCUCUUCCCCGGCAUUGCGGUCACUUUUGUAGACGGUGUAAGCGUGGCUAAUUACUUAAACCUCACCUGGGGGCCAGAGGAGCUGAUAUAUAUAUAUAUAAUCUGAAACGCUACUGCGAAGACAGCUGUGAUCUGGAACAAAUCCCCGUACUGUACGGACAGUCGUCUGGCAAUUUUUUAUUUUUAUUUCAUUUAUUUUUUCUUCCUUUCUUAUAAAGCCAUCUCAGUAAUAUCCCUUUCUUUCACUUGAAUGUUGAUUCACUUGGACUGCACCGCCCUGUGGCUGACCUCGUCACUCCUUAAGCAGUCAAAAGUAAAAUAAUUCCACUGGGAUGUCAAAUUGAGAUGAAGGCCACCCGUUGCUUUACAGUCCCACAUCUUAUCUUGCCUGGCCUAUGCAAAAAAAAAAAAAAAAAAUCAUCUCAUAUAUUAUCCUGUCAAGGAAGCAGAAGAUAAAUUAAACUCCUCUGGUUUUUAAUUACAGAGCUCAAACUAACUGGAGCUGGAACACGUACGCAGACACAUCCCUUCUGCUUUCCUACGAUAUUUCAGUGUCUGUGUUUGUCUUCGUUCGCGAGACACUUCGAUGGUACACACUCGGCUUCUGUUCAGCGCUGUGCACCACUAAGCACACGCCAUGUCUUAUCACACUAUUGACAAGCUGGGACGAGCGCAUUGUUAUUUUUUUUUUUUUGUUUUUUGCCUUUCCUCCCCCUCCCGCGCGCCGAUCCGUCAUCGGCUCGUCUUCGGUAAAAGUGUAGACAACGCGCAAAUUGGUGGAAAUCAUCUCAAACCUUAGCUUUAAACACCGGCGUCUCUAGACUUUUACGGGACUGAACAAGUUGAGGGGACGCGGCCGAGGGGAAGGGAAGGGAGGAGGGGGAGGCAGCUGGAAUGAUUUCAUCUGGGACCGGCACCACGUAAGGUCAAUACUGUUGCUUUGUUGUGUGGACAUUGGACUGCAGUCCGUCUGGCAUUCCAGCUGUAAGCAGUGUUUUGGAGGCGUUAUCGCUUUCGCUCUGUUUCUUAAAAAAAAAAAAAAAAUUGUCCCUUUCGUGGGUCACUGAGUUUUCUCGAGGAAACGGAACCAAACGAGUCCCAAAAGUGCAAAAAAAAAAAACCACACAUCUUGUCCCGCGCCCUCGAGUCUCCUAUCCGUCCCAUCAUUAUACUACGAUAUAUAUUUUACUUCAGCUCUGCGGAGGGUCUUCGCUCUCGUUCUUUCUCUCUCUCUCUCUCUGGGGGAAUGCAAUACACGGUCGGCCCUCGGUUUAAAUCUAGUGACAUUUUUGUGUAUGUAUUAUAUAAAAUAUUACUGUUUAAUGACUGAUAAAUACACAGAACUUAUUUUUUAUUUUGUUACAUUUCAUAUAUACAUAAAUAUAUCUAUAUUAAAAUGUUUACAAUAAGAUUUUUUUAUUUUUUAUUUUUACCUUUAUUUUUUUCUCUCUCUCUCUCUCUCGAUUGAUUAAGUGAAUGAAGAGUUGGAAACCCAGAAAGGUUGCAGGCGAGUGUCAGUGCUAUCUGCUUGUAGUCUAGAUAUUAGUUUCCAGUAUUUGGUGAUAAUAGUGUUGAUAGCCGCCGUUAAAACCUAGUGGAAAGUGGAAUGUGCAUCGCAAGCAUGUCUUCAUCAUUUACCGCCAAUGUAAAACUUCACACUGCAACUGUAAAAAGGCCAAGGAUUCAAGCUGCCUGUCAUGUCUGUACAACACCAAAUUAAGAACGGUAUAUUAUUAAAAAAUGUAUCUUAGAUUAUCUAUAUAUAAGUACAUUUACUGUUGAGCUGUACCAACAAUUCAAAGUAUUUGCUAAUUUUACUACACUUUUGUUAUGUAUAUGUAGGGGGAGUCUUAAGGCAUAUAUAAAUUCUUCAAAUUGAGUCAGGAGUUUAAAAGCAGACUAUAUUUUAUAACGGCCUUUUAAGUUAUUGCGGCCAAAGCACUGAUAUUAUAUAUUUGCUGUAAAGAGAAUUUAAGAGUUUUAUUUUUCUGAUAUUAAAGUUACUUAAUAAAGACGGUUUCGUUUAAAGCCA